AUGGAGGGCGUUUCCAAAUCGAAUAAUGUUUACGCUCUGGUAAAAAUAAUGAACAUGCUGGACAUCAAUGCAGUGAGUCAUGUGAAGACGGCAAUUAAACUAAUCAUAUUCGACCACUUUGGAUUGACAAUGCUACUGAGGGCAGAUUUUAAGAUAUUCAAGGUUAUGCAAAGUAGCACCUUUUUCAUUCUACGUACGGAUGUCAGACAUCUCAGUCUCUUCCUGUAUUGCAUGCAACCAAGUCAGACGAAUAAGCACGAAUUCUCCCUCAAGGUACUGAAGAUUUCAAAUUUUAUGCCAAACUUGGCAUGUCCCACCAGAGUUAUUGAAAAUUGUGUUAACGAAACUUAA
Molecule: messenger RNA, 351 nt
Organism: Plasmodium gonderi
Lineage: Eukaryota; Apicomplexa; Aconoidasida; Haemosporida; Plasmodiidae
Exons: 3
Coding region: 1-351 (116 amino acids)
Source: RefSeq, a predicted model, not a curated record